Zeugodacus cucurbitae (melon fly) is the source of this 873-nucleotide messenger RNA. Its product is annotated as vitellin-degrading protease. The transcript has a single exon. Gene Ontology annotation, biological process: proteolysis. The coding region runs from base 29 to 799 and encodes 256 amino acids. Gene Ontology annotation, molecular function: serine-type endopeptidase activity. The record is from RefSeq and is a predicted model, not a curated record. Lineage: Eukaryota; Metazoa; Arthropoda; Insecta; Diptera; Tephritidae.
UCUUGCUGUUCAUUUUAGUUUGGAAACAAUGUGGCGCGCUAUAACUUUUUUGCUGCCUGCAAUCGCAGUACUGGGCAUUGCCCACGCUGGACCGAUCGAUGGUACGGCACCGCUGUUAGAUGAACGUAUUAUCGGCGGUCAGAAUACACAUAUCGGCAAUCAUCCCUACCAGGUGUCAUUGCGUUUAGAUGGUCAUCAUUUCUGCGGCGGUUCAAUUAUUGGGCAAAAAUUGGUAUUAACUGCAGCACAUUGCAUCUUCAAGGAUUUGCUCGAUAAAUAUGAAAUACAAUAUGGUGUCACGAAUGUUGCAAGCAGAAAAAAUCUGAUCAAAGUCACAGAUAUCAUAACACAUGAGAACUUUGACACGGUUACAAUUGAUUACGAUGUUGCACUCGUCAUACUCGCAACGCCGAUUCCACUCGGUGCUAAUGCAAAAAUUAUUGCGUUAGCGAGCAAUAAUCCAGCGGCAGGUACGAAUGCCAUUGUCAGCGGUUGGGGUCAAGCAGAUGAGAAUGGUCCGACUGUUCAAAUUUUGAAGAGAUUAACUGCCGAAGUUGUUGCACAGCAUGUAUGUCAAGAGAAAUACAGAGAAAUUGAUGACAUCACCAGCCGCAUGAUUUGCGCUGGCCUAGUCGGUGGAGAGGGCACCUGUGGUGGCGAUUCCGGUGGUCCUUUGGUCGAGAAUAGCGUACAAGUUGGUAUUGUUUCGUGGGGUGUCGGUUGUGCGCACCCUGAUUUUCCUGGUGUUUACAGCAGUGUUGCAAAUUUACGCGAUUGGAUCGAUGCGAAUAGUCCUUAAGUUAUAUGAUAAUUAUUGUCACGAAAUGUUAAUGGAAGUCACCAAUGAUUAAUAAACAAAUUGAAACAUAUUAA